CACCUUCUUUUCCAUUUCGUGGUGAUUCAAUCCUCUCUCUCUCUCUUCACUCUCACUUCCACCACAAUCAGUCCGUACCAAACCACGAUUCAACGUUCGUGCAUCAAUCACGUUGCAACCGUCUACCAUCGCUAUCCCUAGGACUUCAGUCGUUAUCGACCCAUUGAUCCAGCCUUGAAGAACAAUCUUCCAAACAACAUCAUCCACAACGGCCUUGCAGCCUGCGAACGUUACAGGACCAGCAACAUGCAGUUCAUCAUCGUGGCUGUGGGCGCCUUUGCCGCUCUCGCCGCUGCCGACCAAACCGUCACCGUCACCGUACCAAACUCAGACUGCGUUGCCAGUGAGUGUCAAUCGGCGAGGAAAGCGUUUGUCCCAAGCACAAGAAAUCGCACAUCAUCUGUCCGGUCCCAAGCAUCAUCACAUCGCUCAUCAUACUCAUCACUACCCUCACAAACGACCACCAAUGCCCUGAGUGUGCUGUAUUCUGCGUUGCUUCCAACGUUGUCAUCAUUGGCGCCAGCCAGCACCGAGAACAUCACAUCUGUCUCGCCAGAGACAAUACCAACACAACACCUGCCCACCACGACUUCCCAGCCGACGACGACCAAUGCGUUGAGUGUGCUGUACUCGGCAUACACUGCAACGACGUUGUCGUCACCGCUCACAUCAUCAGUAUCAUUAUCUUUGCCCACAAGGUCUACGCCAUCAGCGACAUCUCCAAGUGUGACCCGUACUGUGUCAUCACCACCAUCAUCAUGGCCUCGUCCAACUCUCACCGCCACCACCAAUGCCCUGAGUGUGCUUGAAUCUGCCCUCACCCCAACGGCAUCUCUCAAUCGGACAGCUCCCACCACUACCAAUGCACUGAGCAUAUUAUACUCUGCACUGACUAUUCCUAUCACCCUCAACCUCACAUCCGCCACAGUCCCCGUUGUCCCGUACCCGGUGACCACCGUGUCUCCUCCUGGCUACUCCCAGCUGACGACCACCGCUGUCUCAGUCGAAACCACUCCGUCUCCCUCAACCGCUGGUCCCGUCGAGACCACCUCCGGCGCUCCUCCCGGAACUAGCUACCCUGCCUCGACCCCUCCCGGUACCGAGACGGUUCCAUCUGCAAGCUCCCCUACCGGCAACGGCGGCACCACGACUCCUCCCGGCACCGAGACGGCUCCAUCUGCGACUUCUCCUACCGGCUAUGGCGGCACCUCUCCUACCGGCAGCGGCCUGACCACCCUCACCUCCGGCGGCAGCACCCUCGUCAGCCCGACCACUGCCAGCCAGGGUCCCACCGGCGAGUACCAGCCUCCGGCCGCCACGACCACCGCUGCCCCUCCCGCUGCUGCCGGCAACGGCGUGCAGAACUUCCCGAACCUCAUGGGUCUCGGGGCGGUCGCCCUCGCGGCCCUGAUCGUCGUCUGAUCGGCGUGAAGGGAAACCCGGUCAAGCCGACAAUGUCCAGAUCUCCAUCGGCGACGAGGACAUGCUUGACCCUCUCCCCUUCGUCUUCUCUUCUCGUUUCAUUUUCCUUCACUUUCCUUGAUGACGAAUUUCUCCACUUUUCUCUUUCACGCUCGAUCAACGAGUCACGCCUAGGGU
Molecule: messenger RNA, 1599 nt
Organism: Dissoconium aciculare CBS 342.82
Lineage: Eukaryota; Fungi; Ascomycota; Dothideomycetes; Mycosphaerellales; Dissoconiaceae
Exons: 3
Coding region: 247-1422 (391 amino acids)
Source: RefSeq, a predicted model, not a curated record